AUUCGAGGACAAAGUUUGAAUGCUCAGAAAUAUGUCACUUUCUGCGUCAUCAGUUGAUUUUAUCAGCCUGGACAAUUUCGCUAUGAGCUGUAUAUAUAACGGAUUAAAUCCCUCUACUCAUGUUCAACCCUCUGCUAACCACUUCAAGUAUGAGUUUCUGCAAGGACUGCAUCCAAGGCGUACGUCACGAGGGCGAGCCUUCAGGAACGCUCGAGACCAUCGCCGGUGUCGCUUGCUACGUCGCCAUCCCUAAUGUCGAUUAUGCCAAGGACAAAGUCAUCCUCCUCCUACCAGAUGCCUUUGGUAUCGAACUCAUCAAUGCUCAGCUCCUCGCCGAUGACUUUGCCAAAAACGGCUUCAAGGUCGUCGCGAUCGACUAUUUCAACGGCGAUGGUCUUCCCGCUGAUAGGGUCUUGAACGAUAAAUCAUUCGACUUCCGAGGAUGGCUUGCCACCCAUGGCGCCGAGGUCACUCGUCCCCCACUCGACAAGGUCAUCGCUGCGCUCAAAGAGGAAGGCGUUACAAAGUUCGGGGCCACGGGUUACUGCUUCGGCGGUCGGUACAUCUUUGACCUCGCAUUCGAUAACAUCAUCCAAUGCGCUGUUGUCUCCCACCCUUCGCUCUUGAUUCUCCCUGAAGACCUCGAGACAUAUUUUUCAAAAUCCACAGCGCCUCUCCUGAUCAACUCAUGCGAGCAUGAUAAAUUAUUCCCUGCGGAAGCUCAAGCAAAGGCCGAUGAGAUUUUAGGCAAUGGGAAGUUUGCUCCGGGGUACAGGCGCGAGUACUUUCCUGGAUGCACGCAUGGGUUUGCUGUCCGUGGUGAUUUGAACGACCCACUGGUCAAGGCUGGAAAAGAAGGAUCGUUCCUGGCUAGCGUGAAGUUCUUCUUGGAGUACCUGUGACCUGCAUGUUCGCGGCGUUGCAAGAGAUGCAAUUCAAUCUCAAAUACAAUGAUAAUGUAGAAUAUUUACUACUGUUACAUUUCUACUUCAUCCUCAGUGGUGGAAGAGCCUGAGAGAGGUGUGCGCAAACACCAUCUCGUGCUCAUCCGCGGCCUUGAUACACUCUUCGUCCAUCACACUUCCGCUAGGCGCAGCGAGGUAUCUCACUCCGCUCUUCCUAGCCCGGUGCACGUUAUCCGCAAAUGGGAAAAACGCAUCACUCGAACAAGCAACCUCAUCCAACUUCUCAGCCCAUUCCUUCUUCUCCGACUGGCUGAGCGGCGCGGGC
Suillus bovinus is the source of this 1230-nucleotide messenger RNA. RefSeq names its product Alpha/Beta hydrolase protein. Bases 120 to 902 code for a protein of 260 amino acids. The transcript has 8 exons. Gene Ontology annotation, molecular function: hydrolase activity. NCBI's taxonomy places the organism in Eukaryota, Fungi, Basidiomycota, Agaricomycetes, Boletales, Suillaceae. The record is from RefSeq and is a predicted model, not a curated record.